Molecule: messenger RNA, 3864 nt
Organism: Pezoporus flaviventris
Lineage: Eukaryota; Metazoa; Chordata; Aves; Psittaciformes; Psittacidae
Gene: CHFR
Product: checkpoint with forkhead and ring finger domains
Exons: 18
Coding region: 168-2204 (678 amino acids)
Biological process (GO): protein ubiquitination; ubiquitin-dependent protein catabolic process; mitotic cell cycle checkpoint signaling
Cellular component (GO): nucleus
Molecular function (GO): protein binding; ubiquitin-protein transferase activity
Source: RefSeq, a predicted model, not a curated record
AUGUCUGUUGACAGGAGCCGCCUCGGCCGCGGGACUGGGUGUAAGGGCUGGCGCCGAGGGGAGGGGGCGCCGGGCUCGAGGGGCGGGCGGAGGCGGCCGGGGAGUGCGUGUGGGGGCGCGGCACCCCCUGCCCUCCCCUCGCCGCCCUGAGAGAAAUGUGAAUCCAAAUGGAGCACUCGGAAGGAGGCGAGCAGAGCCAGCAGCAGCAGCCCUGGGGGAAGCUGAUCCGGCUGGGUGCUGAUGAGGCAGAGCCGCACGUCUUGCUGCUGAAAAGAGAAUGGACAAUUGGUCGGAAGAAAGGUUGUGACUUAUCUUUUCCUGGCAACAAGUUGGUGUCUGGAGAUCACUGUAAAAUUGUAGUGGAUGAAGAAUCUGGUCAAGUGUCAUUGGAAGAUACAAGUACUAAUGGAACAGUCAUUAAUAAGCUGAAAGUGGUUAAGAAGCAGACAUACCCUUUACAGACUGGAGAUGUGAUCUAUGUUGUUUACAGAAAAAAUGAGCCAGAGAACAAUGUUGCUUAUCUGUAUGAAUCCUUAAACACAAAACAUGAGGCGACUCAAGAACCAGUAGAAGUUAAUAUAGAAAACCAAUGCCAUGUGACCAAAGAUACCUCAAAUACAGGAAGAAGUAAUGAUGAGACCCAAAUUACCUCAUCACCAUCAGCUACUCAGUCUUGCUAUGAGGAACCACAGCCAUCUACUUCUACAUCUAACCUCUUUAAUGCUUCUUCUACCUCUCUUAAUGAGUUUGCAUCUGUUCAACAGGAUAAUCCUUCUACAUCUGGAUCACAGUCCUCAGUUUUCACUUCUGUGCCUGCUUUCCCCAUGGUAGAAUCAGUGUGUCUAAGAGCACUGCAUGACGAAGAUAAAAAGCUUGAUAUGAAUACUGAAACUUCUGCAAUCACUUCGGAAAUCACUGACAAAGAAAAAGCAGAUUCAGAUUCCCAAAGAACAGGGGAGGAGGAAGGUUUGGAACCUGCUAAGAAGAAACUAAAAGGAGAUGAAGAUACUUGUCCAAAUCUUUCCCCAGCAGCUCCAAAUGAAUGUAUAAUUAAAAUUGGCUCUGAAGAUGCAAAAACAUCAAAUGUGAAACCAGAUAAGAUGGAAGAAACGUUAACGUGCAUUAUCUGCCAAGAACUGCUGCAUGACUGUGUGAGCUUGCAGCCUUGUAUGCAUACUUUUUGUGCUGCCUGCUACUCAGGAUGGAUGGAAAGAUCAUCUCUGUGUCCAACUUGUCGUUGUCCGGUAGAACGUAUUUGUAAAAAUCACAUAUUGAACAACUUGGUUGAAGCUUAUCUGAUUCAGCAUCCAGAUAAAUGUCGUAAUGAAGAUGAUGUACGUAGCAUGGAUGCUAGAAACAAAAUUACUCAAGACAUGUUACAACCUAAGGUGCGGAGAUCUUUUUCAGAUGAGGAAGGAAGUUCUGAAGAUUUAUUGGAAUUGUCAGAUGUAGAUAGUGAAUCUUCAGAUAUCAGUCAACCAUAUAUAGUGUGCAGACAGUGCCCAGGGUAUCGAAGACACUCUGUUCCAACACUGCCUGGCGCUGGCCAAGAGACAGAAGCAGGAGGAAUGCAAGCACUGGGAGAUGCGCCAUCUACGUCUGCUAACUUCCCUGCAGCUGUCCAGGAGUACGUGUGUCCUGCUCAAGGAAGUCAUGUAAUAUGCACCUGCUGCUUUCAGCCAAUGCCUGAUAGAAGAGCAGAGCGUGAACAGAAUCCUCAUGUUGCUCCUCAGCAAUGUACAGUUUGUCUUCAACCCUUCUGUCACUUAUACUGGGGCUGCACUCGGAUGGCAUGUUUUGGCUGUUUGGCACCAUUCUGUGAAAUAAAUCUUGGUGAUAAGUGUUUAGAUGGAGUCCUAAAUAAUAACCACUACGAGUCAGAUAUCCUAAAGGAUUACCUGGCAUCCAGGGGUUUGACGUGGAAAAAUAUGUUAAAUGAAAGUCUCUUAGCUCUUCAAAGAGGAGUUUUUAUGUUGUCAGAUUACAGAAUUACUGGGAACACAGUGCUUUGCUACUGUUGUGGCCUUCGCAGCUUUCGAGAACUUGCCUACCAGUACAGGCAGAAUAUUCCUGUUGCUGAAUUGCCAGUGACUGUCACAUCACGUCCUGAUUGCUAUUGGGGACGCAAUUGUCGAACUCAGGUCAAAGCACAUCAUGCCAUGAAAUUCAACCACAUUUGUGAACAAACACGAUUCAAGAAUUGAAUACUGAAUACUUGUAGUCUGUAGAGAAGGGACAAAACCCUGUUACACUGCUUGUACAGUUUAAGGUUUCAGGGGACCUUCUCAGUUCCCCCAUAGCAGGGCAACAAUAACUUUUGCAUCAGGUAAUCUGGUGUGAACUUUUUCAUUUGUAGAAUUUUACAGCUGUACAUGAAUAAGGUAGAUUUGGGGUUUUUUACAAGAAAGUCCAGCAAGCAUUGCAUUCCAUCCUCAUGGAUACAGUGUCACUGUAUCACUUCAGUGAAGAACACAAACAGAAAUCACACACGCACAAAAACCAGCCAUAUCUUGGGACAACCUAAGAAUAAGGAGUGUAUUUGCACUACUUGUGAAGAAACUAAGAAAAUUCCUUAGAGUUAAAAUAGAAAUGUUUUGUAAAAGUAUCUGAUGGAUAUUUCAAGAGCCAUUAAUAUUUAAGAAGGAAAUUGUGAGUGUAUAUUUGUAACUGCAUUUUGCGGUAGUCUGAUACUUUGUCACUACCCAUUGCAUUUGUGCUAGAAACCACGUUAAUAUUCACUUUAAAAGAAUAUUCAUCUGUUAAACAGCUGUUUCAGCUUGAAGCCUCUACCAUAUGUGCAGUGUUACAGUGGAAGUAGUACAGGGGUUUUUUUUCUUAGUUUAGUCAUACUGAUGUUUUUAUUCAUAUUAAAUUACAAAAAAUUGCACAAAAAUUUGAAAAUCACAUUUAAAGUUGGGGUAAUACUUGAAGCAGAACAGACUUCUGCUAAUAUUCCUUCUGUAAUGUUUUGUAUCAGAAGACCAAACAGUGCUUUUGAUGUAGAUCAGCCAGUAGGACACACUGGUUCUUUUUAUUUCUUUUAUGUUUGAUACCAUAUGCUAAAUAUGUACCUCUGCCAUGCAGCUGUUCUCUAGCAUGCAUACACUGGUGAAAAUGUAGAGAAAGUUAUAGUUUAAAACAGAAUAUAGCAGCUUUACUGGAAGGAACAAUCUUACAAAAAAGAAUUCAGCUUGGACAAAUUGUAGCAAUAUGGUGGCAUUUCUGGAUGGGGAUGAUGAAGGGGAACACUGGUGUCACUGACAGUAAAAAAAAAAAAAGUAGAUUUUAUUGCCAUGCCUCUACAGAGCUCAUUCAGGAGAUGUCCCAAGCAUCAUUUAAAUUAAAAAUCCCAACCCACCCCACCCCAAAUUGGUCUGUUUCAUCAUAACCUGUUAGUAAUGGUGACAAACGCAACUGGGACCAACAUUUUUUAUCAUAUAUAGAAGCGUGAACAGAACGAGAAGAAAGCAUACAAAGUUACCUCUGUAGAUACCAUGUUGUUUUUAAGUAUGCCUUAUUUUAUGAGCAGGAUUUAUACUUUAAUGUUAAAAAGUGUACACACAAAAUCUUCUGAUAGAAUGGAGCACAAAUGAUGCAGCACCUCGUGUCUACUGGUUGCAGUGGAUUAAACAAGUAUUUCCAGUAAUGCACAUCUUUAUAUGAAUGAUAAUUAGAAUGAUGUAUUUCUGUUUAGAUUUUUAUUUUUCAAAAUAGCUGUCGCAAGGAUGGGUCUGUUGACCAUGCCUGUAUGCUAUUAAAAAUACACUUUGGUGUGGACUUCUCUUCCUAAUCUCUGGGCAUUUUCUCCUGUGAGUAGGAUUGAAAUUGGAUCUGGAAUAAUACUUGAAACUUCUUUUAACAACA